UAAUUGAUGUUGCACUAGGGCAGUAACAAAACUGUCGAAAGGCGGGUAAAAAUGAGGAAGUAACAAAAUGUAUUUCAAUGCUGUGGAGUGAUUUGAAUACUGUGGGUAAUCUGUUGGCCUAUCUGUCAUAUCUUCAUAGUGUAUAUUUUUGUGUUGCCUGUGUGUGUGUGUUGGUGCUUGUGCAGGUGACUCCAGGUGUUUCCUGUUCUCUGUGUUCCCCAGACUGAGAGUUCAUACAGCUACAGGUUACAACCAACACUUUAUGUACCUCAACCAGAAGCAGCAGACCAUGCCCAACGGACUGGGCAUGGGCGGCCAGCAUAGUUACUUUGGGCUGUGGUUGGAUAGUGAUUUUGGACAUGGUCACAGCCGUGCAUGGCCAAAAUGUACUACCUUUGGAAGCCCUCAACUCUCGGGGGACGAGGACUUUAUUUUGGAUUCAAUGGAAGUAUGGGCAGUUGGAAAGCCCCAUGAGCCGGAGGAGGUUGACGAAAGUGAGGGUAAGGGGAGUGUCUUGGACAGGGAUCCAGAGGUCCAGGCCAUCAUGGAGAUGACGGGCAAGAAAUUACAUAGCCAGGGUCUCAGGGAGCCGGAUGAGGACCAGAAGCACUAAAGGUCACCCUGCUGUCACUUUGUCUGGGCCCAUGGAAGAUCUGAUGGGGAUGCAAAUCAGAAAUUUGCCAUCAUCUACAGUAUUUUAAGCGACUUUUAAACAGUGAUUUUACGUCUUCCCAGCCUGUUAUUGUAAUUCAUGACAUUGUGUUGUACACCAGUUAAUCAAAGACUGACAUUGUAUCUUGUAUGUACAAUCUAAAUACAGUCAUACAAACAAACUUCCAAUCGCAUUUCUCACAGAGGACACUUUUAUGUCUGAUUAACAUGCCAAAAACGUUUCACUGUAUGUAUGAGAUGUAUAGUAUUUAUUGUAUUGGAUCGUCCCUUAA
Hippocampus comes (tiger tail seahorse) is the source of this 944-nucleotide messenger RNA. RefSeq names its product TLD domain-containing protein 1-like. Gene Ontology annotation, cellular component: nucleus. The coding region runs from base 263 to 613 and encodes 116 amino acids. Gene Ontology annotation, biological process: TOR signaling; response to oxidative stress. The transcript has 3 exons. NCBI's taxonomy places the organism in Eukaryota, Metazoa, Chordata, Actinopteri, Syngnathiformes, Syngnathidae. The record is from RefSeq and is a predicted model, not a curated record.